CAUUGAUUGGUACUGGCACCCAGGAAAGGCGGGGGGAUAGAGGUAAAAAAAAAAAAAAAAAUGAGAGGGGUCGAAAGUCGAAACUGGAACUCUGAGUGACGAGAGAGCACUGCACUGGCAGCAGAAAAGGGAGAUCGACGAUGAAAGAGAAUCAGGAAAGGGGGGGAAAAAGCUCAGAGAGGAGGGUUGCUUGCUUCAUGAUGAAGACCAUUAUCAUUCAUAUCAUCUCCCUAUUGGUCUUUGGUUUUAGGAACUGCAGUGGCAGUGCAGAUCAUAGGCUUGUUUUUAAUGCAAUGCAGCUUUAUCUUCUUUCUCAC
Linum tenue is the source of this 317-nucleotide messenger RNA. NCBI's taxonomy places the organism in Eukaryota, Viridiplantae, Streptophyta, Magnoliopsida, Malpighiales, Linaceae. The record is from the annotation of a GenBank genome assembly.